GUCAGCUGCUCGUAUGUCAAAACUGAUAUCCGAAUAUGUUACAAAACGAGUCCAUAUUAAUUUAGUAAAGGAAAAACGUUAAAAUUUAUUAAACAAAAUGUCCGUUUUACUAAGAGCUUUGCGUACACAAAAGAGUUCUCUGCACCGGAUGUAUAGCUCCUCUAAGACGGGAAGUGAAGUUAAAACGAUUCCUAAAAAUCUACUCGAAGAUAGUCAAACGGCGCACUUGCAAAGGGAGAAUGGCGUAAUCUUCGACAAAAAACCGUUUAAAAUUCACUUAGAAUCCAAUAAAACUUAUAGUUGGUGCUUGUGUGGCAAAUCGAAAAGUCAACCAAUUUGCGAUGGCAUGCACAAAAAUGAAUUCUUAAAAAUUAAACUGAGACCAGUGAGAUUCCAAGUUGAAAAGACCGGUGACUACUGGUUAUGCAACUGCAAGCAAACAAAACACCGUCCAUUCUGUGAUGGCACACACAAACAACCGGAUAUACAAGCCGCAGUCCGUUAAAUGUAUAUCAACGGAGUUGUUACUCAAAUACCUACCUUUUAGUUAAUUAAAGUGUACGCAUUUAAGUCAUUUAUUGUUUUCCUUAUCAAUAAAAAUCUAUUUUGUUAAAUGCAAGCAACAAAUU
Messenger RNA from Ceratitis capitata (Mediterranean fruit fly), 629 nucleotides. RefSeq names its product CDGSH iron-sulfur domain-containing protein 3, mitochondrial. Gene Ontology annotation, cellular component: intracellular membrane-bounded organelle. The coding region runs from base 98 to 505 and encodes 135 amino acids. The transcript is spliced from 4 exons. Gene Ontology annotation, molecular function: 2 iron, 2 sulfur cluster binding. The record is from RefSeq and is a predicted model, not a curated record. NCBI's taxonomy places the organism in Eukaryota, Metazoa, Arthropoda, Insecta, Diptera, Tephritidae.